CAUUUCUUAAUCCUGCUCUCCUCCUAUUAACAUCCAUGUUCUUUCCAACUUCCAAGCCUCUUGACCUACAGAUUUCUAAAUGACUCUAACAGAGUAAUGUGUGAUCAUUCACUCAUAAACAACUAUUCAACUGUGUUUUGUAAGAGGCAUUACUGUAUGGUUGAGAAUAUGUUAAAAAGACAAAAAUCAUGGCCCUCCUUGAGUUUACACUGUAGUAAACCGAACACAUUGACAAAAAAAAUCAUCUUUUCCUUUAGUUACAGAGGAAAGAAGCUGAGAUUUUGAUAUAUGAGCAGUGUGGAGUGAAGGACAGUAUUACAUAGAGUGGACUGGGACCAUGUCAUGAAAAAUAUUUUGAUUUACUUGUCAGCUGCCAGACAUUCCUCCCUUGAUCCAAGAGGCAGUCACAGGACAGGUACACCGCAUACCUGUUUUUGUAAACCGAAGGCCAACACACCUCCAAGAGUCGCAUUUGCGUCAGAUAUGAUAACAAGGAAAUUGACAGCAGUCAUUACUAGGAAGCUGGUAUGGACUUCCUAUGAACCGACCUAGCGACCACACCCCGCCCAUUUCCGGGUUGUCGCAGCUGCUGCCGUCGCGUGCGUAAUGACGUUGCAGUCUCCCGCAGACCCCGGAAGUGCAACUCGAACUUGGCCGGGGUGCGGAUCCCGAGAGGGAAAGUCCUGACGACCUACCGCACGAGGGAGUUCCUCCAGCGAGCUGGAAGGCCACGCCUCCUCCCGCCUCCCCCCGCAGCCCUGUAGCUGGGGGCAGAGCUCAGUUUGACUUACCAGAAUGGUAAUAAAUGCAGCUCAGAAUACCAACGUGGAAAUCCACCUACUCCUAUCAUCUGUGAUACUUUCUCCAGACUGUCUUCUGAAGAUUGAUGUCUAUUUCCUUGAGUUCUUUAAUUUUGUUGCCAAUUUGGAUAAACAUGGCACAAAUCCAGCAGGGAGGUCCAGAUGAAAAAGAAAAGACCACAGCACUGAAAGAUUUAUUAUCUAGGAUAGAUUUGGAUGAACUAAUGAAAAAGGAUGAACCACCUCUUGAUUUUCCUGAUACCCUGGAAGGUUUUGAAUAUGCUUUUAAUGAAAAGGGGCAGCUAAGACAUAUAAAAACUGGGGAACCAUUUGUUUUUAACUAUCGGGAAGACUUGCACAGAUGGAACCAGAAGAGAUACGAAGCUCUGGGAGAGAUCAUCACCAAGUAUGUAUAUGAGCUCCUGGAAAAGGACUGUAAUUUGAAAAAAGUCACUAUUCCAGUUGAUGCCACUGAAAGUGAACCAAAGAGUUUUAUCUUCAUGAGUGAGGAUGCGUUGACAAACCCACAGAAGCUGAUGGUCCUCAUUCACGGUAGUGGUGUUGUCAGGGCUGGUCAGUGGGCUCGAAGGCUUAUUAUAAAUGAAGAUCUGGACAGUGGCACCCAGAUACCUUUUAUUAAGAGAGCUGUGAAUGAAGGAUAUGGAGUAAUAGUGCUGAAUCCCAAUGAAAACUAUAUUGAAGUAGAAAAGCCCAAGACACAUGUGCAGUCAACUUCUGAUAGUACAGAUGAACCAGCGGAAAAAAGGGAAAGAAAAGAUAAAGUCUCUAAAGAAACAAAGAAGCGGCGUGAUUUCUAUGAGAAGUAUCGUAACCCUCAAAGAGAGAAAGAAAUGGUGCAGUUGUAUAUCAGAGAAAACGGGUCUCCUGAAGAACAUGCAGUCUAUGUUUGGGACCAUUUCAUAGCCCAGUCUGUGGCUGAGAAUGUAUUUUUUGUUGCUCACAGCUAUGGAGGGCUUGCUUUUGUUGAACUGAACUGUUGUAAUUGGGUCUCUAGCUCAGAACCAUUAGACACAUCAGUGGAAUCCAUGCUGCCUGACUGUCCCAGAGUCUCAGCAGUAAGAAACGUGUCGUAUCCAGGCGAACAUGUUUCACCAAGACUGGUGUGCUGCCCCUCAUCCUUCUGUUCGUUCUCUCGUGUCAGAAAGAGGGAUCAAACGCUAGUCCUUGCACCUAUGAGGCGGGCAGUGGCGCCAGUGAGCUAAAUCCCCGGCCUUCUAUGUGUUAUGUUUUAAUAAUACUUAUUAAGCAUCAGUUGUACGGUGAAUUCUGUUCAGGACUGUCACACAGCAUACAACUGUCAUUCUGUCACAAUCCUAAAUAAACCUUUUUAAAAAUUUUUCUUAGUUUAUUGAUGAGCAGAGAGACAGGGGUGGAGGCACAAAGGAAGAACUGUAUUUCUUAACUGUAAAGGCCAGCAUGCUGUUCAGAAAUUGGAUAAGGUAGAUUUAUUAAUCUGUGCUGAAGGUGAGUAAAGUCUGACCCCAGCCUUCAAAAGAUUUGCAUAAAAACAUCAGCUCCGGGAGAAUUUUGUAAUCACUAGGAUAACAGAUGUCCAGUUCUUGAGAUUUGGCUUUAGAAGGUAGGGACUGGGGCAUUGCCUUCUAAUAUUAAGACAGAAGAUGAUACAGAGAGACAAUACAAUAUGUUGAGUAAAUCAGGAUUGUUUUAAAGUCAGGGGUCUUAAAAAUUUGAAAAUGUUUAAGAAAUGUCAGUUUAGCUGGACCUGGGAGGAAAGGGGAAACUUCCAGAUGAGUAGAGGCAAUCGUUACCACAGAAAGCAGGCUGGAGCUAGAGGAUAAAGGCUGUAAACCAAAUCAAGGUAUUCUACAUAAUAUGAUCUAUAAUGGAGAACCAUUGGAUAAUACUGAGCAGAAGAAGAGGUCUAAGACACAAAGAUACUUUAGAAUCCUUCAUUUGUUAGCAAGGGUACAAAAUAGAAGGGAGAAGAGCAAACAGUGAAAGGAGUUAUGAGUCUGGAUUCAAAACGAUACAUUAUUAAAUCUAAGUAGCAGAGGGAAUGGGAAAUAAGAAAGACUAGAAAAACUUUACUGAGGUAUAGUUGUCAGGAUUUGUUAACUCAUGGGAUGGUAAAGCAGCUAACGGGGGAGAGCACACGAAGAGGACUCAGUCUCUGAAGUAGACUAGCAGAAAAAAUGUGUCCAUUCAUAGAAAUGAAGAACUCUGAGAUGGGCGUGGUGGCGCGUGCCUGUAAUCUCAGCACUUGGGGAGCUGAGGGAGAACAGUGCAAGGCCAGCUUGGGCCACAACGUGAGCUCCAGCUCGAGACCAGUCGAGCUACACGACAACACUUUGUCUCAAAAACCAAAACAACAACAAAAUAAAACGGUGGGGUAAAGAACUGAAUAGAAAAGCUUAGAGAAUAAGCACCGUGCUCCAUACUCCUGUUUGCAGACAUGUUAUGCUAUGACGGUGUAUUCUUCAUUCCGACUCCUUACUACCUCCAAAGCAAUCUUCUAAGGGAUGAAAAACCAGAAUCGUCUACAUGUAUGACAGGAGCAGAAUUGUUAGUAAAUGGUGUCCUGUUAACUCUUACUUUUUUAUUCACUACUUUGAAAUAUUUUACUAGGCU
Molecule: messenger RNA, 3410 nt
Organism: Fukomys damarensis (Damara mole-rat)
Lineage: Eukaryota; Metazoa; Chordata; Mammalia; Rodentia; Bathyergidae
Gene: Arb2a
Product: family with sequence similarity 172 member A
Exons: 14
Coding region: 887-2023 (378 amino acids)
Biological process (GO): regulatory ncRNA-mediated heterochromatin formation
Cellular component (GO): nucleus
Molecular function (GO): siRNA binding
Source: RefSeq, a predicted model, not a curated record